Molecule: messenger RNA, 1110 nt
Organism: Colletotrichum abscissum
Lineage: Eukaryota; Fungi; Ascomycota; Sordariomycetes; Glomerellales; Glomerellaceae
Product: nucleoside-diphosphate-sugar epimerase
Exons: 4
Coding region: 1-1110 (369 amino acids)
Source: RefSeq, a predicted model, not a curated record
AUGGUCAACAUCUUCCUGACCGGAGCGACGGGCUACAUCGGAGGCAGUGUCCUGUCUUUGCUCGCCAAGUCGCACCCCGAGUAUGCGGUGAGAGCGCUAGUCCGCGACAGCGCCAAGGGAAAGAUUAUCACCGGCGCCUUCAGCAAGGUCGAGAUCGUAGAGGGUGAUCUUGACGAUGUUGAGACCAUCACUCGGGAAGCUUCCAAUGCCGAUGUCGUUGUCCAUCUGGCUGCGUCUGGACAUUUGAAGAGUGUUGAGACCAUUCACAAGGCUUUGUCGUCCAAGUCGGCAGAGCAGAAGUCAUCGCACUGGAUCCAGAUCUCUGGCGCCAGCGCCCUUGCCGCAGCAGAACUCGCCGACAAGUCUCGCAGUCCAGGCUCGGCGAGCGACCUGGUCUUCAACGACCUGACCGGUAUCGACGAACUGCGAUCGUUCAUCCAAAAAUACCCGAGCCGUGCCGUCGACAACUACCUCCUCAAAGUCGCCGCCGAUGAGCCCAGGGUCAACACGGCACUAGUGUUCCCACCCAUCAUCUACGGCCGGGGACUCGGCCCUGUCAACCAGCGCAGCGUGCAGAUCCCGUCGCUGGCGAAAGCCACGCUGGAUCGCGGUCAUGGGGUACGAGUCGGCAAGGGCCUGAGCCGAUGGGGAAAUGUGCAUGUUGAGGACGUUGCACAGUUGAUUGCCCAGCUUGUCGAGCGAGCUGCGGAGGCGAAGGGUGAGGCGGAGGUUUGGAACGAGAACGGACUGUAUCUCACUGGUGUUGGUGAAAUUGUGAGUGAAGAUGAAUCCGGGCCCUCAACUCCUUGCUUUGCACCAGCUAACAAAAAUGAUUCACAGUCCUUUGGCGAAAUCUCGAAAUUGGUUGCCUCCGCUGCUGCUAAGAAGGGUCUCAUUUCAAAAGACGAGGUGGAGGAAGUUGGACCCGAAGAAGCGAACAAGGUGCUGCCACACGGAACGGUGCUCUUUGGAACAAAUGCUCGCAGCGAGGCACUUAGGGCUAAGAAGGUACUGGGUUGGGCGCCGACAGGCGAGAGUUUGGAGGAAGAGAUCCCCAAAGCUGUGUCUUGGGAAGCUCCCGAGGUUCAGCACAGUGAGCUUAAGCGAUGA